Messenger RNA from Pungitius pungitius (ninespine stickleback), 6609 nucleotides. It is a transcript of the gene col13a1, whose product is annotated as collagen, type XIII, alpha 1. The transcript is spliced from 38 exons. Gene Ontology annotation, molecular function: extracellular matrix structural constituent conferring tensile strength. The coding region runs from base 139 to 2028 and encodes 629 amino acids. Gene Ontology annotation, biological process: extracellular matrix organization. Gene Ontology annotation, cellular component: basement membrane. The record is from RefSeq and is a predicted model, not a curated record. Lineage: Eukaryota; Metazoa; Chordata; Actinopteri; Perciformes; Gasterosteidae.
UUUUGCUGUGGACCUCUGAGCUGCAGACCAGGGUAGUGAGUCUGGAGCAGCGGCACCGAGACGCGCAGCUCUCCGCCUGGAUGUUUUCUCUGGAACAGGUUGAGCCCGUUAUCCUGGGCCGACUGGACCAGAUCCUGGAUGAGAAGCUUGCAGCGAGAAUACCAAAGACAAGGGAGUCAAGGGAAGCUCCCCACAGCUGCCUGUGUCCUCCAGGGCGCAACAGGCGAGCCAGGACUGUCCAUCAUUGGUCCAAGAGGACCUCCGGGGCAACCUGGGACAAGAGGAUUCCCAGGCUUUCCAGGUCCAAUUGGGUUGGAUGGCAAGUCUGGACAGAAAGGACAGAGGGGAGACAUGGGGGAUCCUGGACCCAAAGGGGAGAAGGGCGUAUGUGGAGACUACACACACCGGGGUCCCUUUGUGCAGAAUCUCCCUCUGAAAUCCCUGGCUGCCUUGCGCUCCAGUCAGGCUGUGAUGUUGAAGAUGUUGCCCAUCACCGUACGCAACAUGCCCUCAAUAAGCCCUCUAAUCCUAAAACGCCUCAAGCAGGGUGAGCCUGGAGCGCAAGGACUCCCGGGACCUCCAGGACCGCCUGGACUCCCAGGGACCCCAGGCAUUAAUGGAGCUAGUGGCCCAAUGGGUAAGCCUGGUGAACCAGGCAAACCCGGAAAAGACCCACGGCUUCUACCGGGACUUAAGGGGGAGCAAGGUGUGCCAGGACAAAAGGGGGAUCAAGGUGAUGUUGGCCCACUAGGUCCUGAAGGCGUGAAGGGAGUUAAGGGGGACCAAGGAAUUAAGGGACAUGAAGGAAAAAGGGGUGUCCUAGGAGAGAGGGGAGAGAAGGGCCAGGUUGGUCUCCCAGGUACCCCUGGCAUCCCAGGCAAGAGAGGCUACAGGGGUGACAAGGGACAACCAAGCUUUGCAGGCCAGGGAAUUAAAGGAGAACCAGGCUCACCAGGACGGCCAGGCCUAAUUGGAAUCAAGGGUGACACUGGAGAUAAAGGAGAGAAGGGGGAUGCCGGCCUUGAAGGCCCAGUGGGACCAAGAGGUCCUCUAGGCCCAGCUGGUGAGCCAGGAAAGACUGACAUCGAAAACAAUGACAAUGAUAUUCGCAACAUACCCCUGAUGGGCCCCCCUGGAUUACCUGGACCUUCAGGGGCCCCUGGGCUCCCUGGUACCAAGGGUGAAGUUGGUCUACCAGGUCCUCCGGGACUGGACGGAGAGAAGGGGCCAAGGGGGAAGUCUGGAGAGCCCGGUCCUGCAGGCCCAGCUGGUCCCGAAGGUCCUAGGGGCGUGGAUGGUGUUAUAGGCUUCUCUGGGCCAAAAGGAGACAAGGGAGACAUGGGUUCAUCUGGAUCACCUGGUUUAGAUGGCCCUACAGGUGAAAAGGGGGCUACAGGGGCCCCUGGCCUUAAUGGAUUACCUGGCUCAAUGGGUCAAAAAGGUCAACCUGGCGAAGGAGGAAGGUCAGAAAUGAUCUAUGGACCUCCAGGGCCUCCAGGAAGUCCAGGACCAGUUGGCCCAGCAGGAGAACCAGGAUUAGGCAUGAGAGGAGAAAAGGGAGCGUCUGGUCAGAAGGGCGACAAGGGCGACAGAGGCCAUCUUGGACUUCCUGGGGCUCAUGGGUUAGACGGCAGACCGGGUCGAGUGGGUCUAAUAGGACCAUCAGGUCUAUCAGGGCCAGCAGGACCAAAGGGGGAGAGAGGUGAAACUGGAAAUGCUGGAUUGUCAGGACCAAUUGGGCCUCAAGGCAUCCCCGGUUUAGUUGGACCACAAGGACUCAAAGGGAACCGGGGAGAGAGGGGCAAGAAAGGCAACAGGGGGGCCAAAGGGGAUAAGGGAGACCAAGGAGCACCUGGAUUAGAUGCCCCCUGUCCGUUGGGUUUCCGAGGCUUUAAAGGGGAGAAAGGUGAACCGGGCUUGCCAGGCCUGGAUGGGCUGGAUGCCCCUUGUCCUGUGGGAGAUGAUGGCUUACCUGUACCAGGAUGUUGGAACAAAGGUCAGCAUCCUUUUCAACUGGCAAAGAAGUAGGGCCGCAAGAGAGUCUUCAUUACCCUACAAGUUAUUAUCUAAACCUGGAGUUGGCAUAUCAAUGUUUUUUCCAGUAGGCUGGACACAGGGCCAGUAUCACUUGAGGAUCGGGUAGCCGUGGUGAGCACAUGAAUUAAUAAGGCUGAAAAUUUCACAGAUCUUUCGGCUGUCGUUGAAGGCCCUCGCCGAUCACAGCCACAGGGAGAUAUUGCAACUACUGAUGUGUUUCUUCAAAUACAUACACUUUGAUCUAUUAAACUCUUUUUUGAUAGCAAGGCAUGGACACUUUACGACCUGCUAUUUGUUGUGUUUGAUGGGACAUCAAAACUGUGACUGUUAUAGAAUACUGGGCAGCUCACAUGCAGUUAGAUGCCACCUAUUUCCGAGAAAAAGACCCUCUUGAUGAUUCCUUUCCAGAUAUUAUCUAAAUAUCUGACCUUUCAAAAAAACCUUUACAAGCAGCUAUGGCAUUUUGUUUAAAAUAUUAUGCUGUAAAUAGCAGCAUCAGACAACAUGCCUGGUCACAUAUAUUGUGUUAUUUCUUUAUGUGUUUAUUGAGGUGCUUAAAGACACCAGGAUUUAAUGCUAUAAUUGUAAAAAGUAUUGUAUGUAUAAAAGUUCAGUCUUUGUAAAUAGAUGCAUUGAAGAAACACGAUUUCCAGAUUAUGCAUAGAAGGGCAAUAUUCAUAUGCUGAUUCUGUAAAAGGCAUUUAUUAAAGUAAUUAUUUUAGCUAUUCUCACAUAUUUAUGCCCAGCAUCACAUGCAAUCAAAUAUAUUGCAUGCCAAUAGUAUUUAUUCUUAAAUUUGAAUAUACACAUUUCUACUUAGUAAAAAAGAACACCACAGUCACAUCUAAAUAGCUGCAACAGCAUAUACAGAUAAUCUAAAGAGCGCCCUUUGUCAGUGUGUCACACUUUCCUGUUUCAUUUGUUUAAAAUACAAAAUACAGAAGCAUUCCUCAGGGUUAGGGGUCAUUGUGACAGCAGCCUUGCAAACAGACCUGUUUUUUAUUUUUGUUUUUUGUUGUCUUUGUCUUUCAAGUUUUUGAGUUCAGGUGGGUAUUGCACGAAACCAGGAUAAGGAUUAAGCCGGGUUAUUCAGGUUGCCCUGGAUGAAACUGCGCAGUCGGGAGUGAACAAUUGUAAACUGACUAUAAAUUGCCCAUUCACCGGUGUUUCUUCCUGCACCAUGAUGCCCACUUCUAAACGACGUGUUGGAUGAAGAAGCGCUGAUAUUAAGACGUGCUUUCAGACGGAAGAGGGUGUUUGGGGACAGAUCAGACCCUUUAGCUCAGUGUUUCUCAGUGUUUCUCAACUGGUGGGUCGCGACCCACCUAGUGGGACCCACUAGUGGGACCCGUUUGUAGUGGGUCGCGGGCCUUUGCAUGAAAAAAAAAAAAAAAUGUCAUCCUGUGAUUUUAUUUUGAAGGGACUUUCUCUAAUGCAGCGGAGUGUCGUUUUUUUUCCGGCUCGUCCGUCCAUGCUUUCAGUCAGCGCGGCAAUUAGAACGCGAAACCACCCCCCCGUCGACAACGCUAGCGCCACCUCCCCCCGUUGACCGAUCGAUUUGGGUCGCGGAUUGUCAUAAAGGGGUGAUGGUGGGUCCCGGGGCCAAACCAGUUGACCAGUUUUUUUUCUAAUAUGCUUCACUUCCUCAUACGUAUCAUUAGAAGCUGCUGAUCUGUGGAUGAGAAAUAUGCUGUGCGCGGCAUAUUCUACAUUUCUGCAUCAGUAAAUCUGUGAUCGAUACUGUGGUCUACUUAAGAAAGCCGUGGACGUGCACUUAUCCGAGAUAUGUGCUCCUGGAUCAACUUAGCGCCUCCUUCUCAGCGUGACUCGGCAAACGUGCAACCGAUUAAGCCGCGAUGAGCAGGUCACACUAAGUUAAGCGCCGCUUUAUCACUUAGCCCGGAUUUCUUCAUUCUACUUUGGUGCAAUACCCCUCUGGAGUAUUGUGUUAAAUCAGCUGCCGCUCUGAUCCGAAACAAACGUGUUUAACAGUUAUUCCGUUGGCUUCUGAAUGUGUUCUGAUUUAUUUCUAUUAACAUGCAUUACUUGCCACACAUGAUGCCCAUAUUUGAACAACGUUUUGCAUGAAGAAGCACUGAUAUUAAGACGUGCAUUUAUACGUGAGAGGGUAUUUCGGGACAGAUCAGACCAGCGCGAAGUCAUGCUCUCACCAUCCCACAGAUGGUCUGAGCGGCAUGUUUUUAUAUGUCGAAACUGUCAAUAAUGGCACUUUUUGCCAUACUGUCAAAAGUGUGUGUUUGGCACUGAAGUCCUUGGCACACAUAUUUAUUACCUUCCCCGGCUAAAAAAUAAUGUGUUACAUCAAAGAGCAUUUCCACAAGACACAUAUGCCCGUAUAAAUGGGUGAUUGUUUUUGAUGUACAGUACUGGAUGUUCCCUCUGCUCACCUUUAAGGCAAAGUAGGGUAAAUAAUAACAUUUUAUUUAUAUAAUGCUUUACAUGUUAAGCUGCUCAAAUACACUUUACAGUAAAACCAGCACAUUUAGCACAUGAACACCGAUACAACAAUAAAACCAAAACAUAAAACAAUCAUAUUAAAAGCAAUUAAAACAGUCUACAACUUUCCUAGUAAGUAGCUAUUUUAAAAUCCCUUCCAUUCACUCGGUCCACAAUUGUCUGCCAGGCUUUUUCUCUGUUUAAUUACAGCUGCCUUUUGUACUUUUUUUUGCAUAUUAUAUGCUUCACCUCCUCAUAAGUUUCCAUAAUUAUUUGCUGCUCAGCGGGUGAAAAAUAUGCUGCGCCGCAUAUUCUCCAUUUCUGCGUCAGUAAAUCUGUGAUUGAUACUGUGAUCUUGAAAGCCGUGGACAUGCACUUAUCCCAGCUAUGUACACCUGGAUUGAUUUAGCUCCCCCUUCUCAUCCUGGCUCGGCAAACAUGCAACCGAUUAAGCCGCGAUGAGCGGAUCACACUUAGUCAAGCUGCGCUUUUUUACUUAUCUUGGAUUUCUUUAUUCUACUUUUGUGCAAUACCCCUCCGGAGUUUGAAAUGGAAAUAUAUCCAAUGCAGUUCCAUUUUUUCAAAAACUAUACCAUGAGUGGAGAAAGUAUUUAUGUUCAUAUUUAAAUAUUAUUUAAAGAAAUAACCUUAACAGAGCUUCCUGUAAUUAUUGAAUCAUUUUCACUUUACUAAAACACUUUACAAUAGAAAAGGUAAAGAGGGCUGAAAGUACUGCAACUUCAGGAAUCCUGAAGCCUGAAACUUCUUGUCUUUGAGGUGGAUAGUAUUACUGAUUUUACAAAACGUUUAUUUUGUUUCCGUUUAUAUGUUCUCAAGUUGCAAUGCCCCAAGCUUUCAAAAGGAUAACCAUAUUUUAUAAUGAAUAGCAUCAGAUUUUAUUAAAACAUUUCAAUUGUAAUUCUAUUAUCAUUUCAAUAGAAACUUCUCAAUCAGGCAAUGUGGGAAGGAACCAUAGCAAAAUUAGGGAUGAUAUCUUGAAUUUGUAUUGCUGGAAAAACUAAUUUUGUCUGUAUUAAACUGCAUAUAUCCUUUUUGCACAUACAACACUGUAUUCUCUGUAUCAAGAAAGCAAGUUGUUAUUUAUCUUUUACAAACUUGGUUUUCUCUUUUGUAGAGUUAGAGACAAGGCAGACAAGGCCUUCGUGCAUGAAUUACGAUUUCAUGCACGAUUACGCAAGUAUGUAAUAAUGUAUUUUUUAAUGAAUAUAGAGAACCCAAACAGACCUGGGGAAGAACAUGCAAACCCCCCACAGAAACGUAGUCAGGCCUCUCCUGUAUAAAUAUUCACCAGAAUGUAGCAGAGGAGUACAUACGAGAUCAAAUGCUGCCAUUGUGUCAUUUUUCAGAUCAUUCAUUAAAACAUACAUUAUUAUUAUUAUGAAUAAAGAGUCAAAAAAACAGGCUGCUAAAACCUUAGUUUCAUUAGGCCCUUACCAGUAGAAAACACCAGACGUUUUUGAAACAUUGUACUAAUUACAAAAACAUAGUCCUGGUUAGGUCUUUAUUUUUAUAUAUUGGAACACUUCAAAGUUCAUUCUUAAACUAUAUUAUUUAGAUCACAUUGUGUAUUUACAUUUGGAAAGUACAAUCAAGCAGAAAAAUUUGGCCUUGUUUAUUUUGAACAAAGUAGAAAUCUUGGUUUAUAAUUUGUGUUGCUUUGAAAUUCUGUACUCGUCAGAUUCAAAUAAUUCUCAGAAUGUUUGAGAGGGCAUUAUAUACAUUUCGCAUGCAAUUGAUUUAAGUUACAAGUUUCCUAUAUUAGUAACGGAACAUUAGAUACACUGGGCAUUUGAUGUUUUUUUUCAAAUGAUGUAUGAUGUACGUUUGUUUUCCAAGAUUGUGACAUCCAACCACAGUUGAGGUAUUGAGUUUAAUCAAAAUCCUUAGUUAGUUAGUUAUUUCAGGGUCAAAACUGAAUGUUGGUGAAGGUGAUUAAAUAUUUUUUUGGUUUUCUCAAAUUAUUUUAUUUGUAUUUAUUUCUAUUAUUUAUGUCCAAUAAAUGGCAGCUGUCUACACCGAUUGCCAAACACAUUCACUGCUCAGUACAACUUUUUGGUAAUUUGUCAUUGACUCAGAAUAAAGAAUCCAAUUUUU